CUUUGCCACCGAAAUUACAAAAUUAUUAUGGUGUUUGUUGUCUAACACACUUAGCUUCAGUUAUUAGUAUUUGAAUUGUGGCUUUAAUUAUAUUAUAGGUUGAGUUAGAGAAGCUAAGAUCCAGAGAUUAGAGCGUCCCUUUGUAUGCUCUUCGAGUCUCCCAACCUUGCCGUCCAUACCAAUUUAAAGAGUAGAUGACGAAGGAAGGAAGGAAGGAAAGCAAGUUGAAGCAAUACAUGAUAGCACCGUUUAGGAUUCUGAACAAAGCAAGGCAAUUAUACAUGAAGGGUGUGGUGGAAUGUGCUGGAGGUUAUGGCGGUUAUGCUGGUAAUAAUAAUGGAGGUGCUCUUAGUCCUGCUCUUGUUCAUGCCAUUCCUGAAGAAACCAGGGUUGUUGUGCACAGGAAGCAAAGAAGAGAGAAGAAAAUGAUGAGCUGCUAUAAUAAUGAUGAUGAACAAGAAGCAAUAAUUUACGUGGGAGUAGGGGACAUGGAAUCCGUGCAGCUAUUCUAUUGGUUCGUGGAAUCAGAAAGGAAUCCAGAGGAAGAUCCUCUUUUGCUUUGGCUGACUGGAGGCCCCGGUUGUUCUGGUUUCUCUGGCCUCGUCUUCGAAGUAGGUCCGCUUAUGUUUGAUUAUGCCAAAUCAAGAGGCAGCGGAACAUUACCUACCCUUAAGCUGAAUCCAUUCUCAUGGACAAAGGUAGCUAGCAUGAUCUUCAUAGAUGCCCCUGUGGGUACUGGAUUUUCUUAUGCCACAAAUCCCGAAUCUUAUGGAGUCACUGAUACUUUAGCAGCUGCACAUAAUUACCAGUUUUUGCGCAAGUGGCUUUUGUCCAAUCCCAAGUUCCAGAAGAAUCCACUAUACAUAGCUGGCGAUUCUUACUCAGGCAUCAUCCUCCCUAUUCUUGUCAAGACCAUAUCUGAUGGAAACGAGAGUGAAGGAGGAGGAAGAAGAAUGAAUCUAAAGGGAUACAUACUGGGAAACCCCGUCACAGAUUUGUCUGUUGAUAAAAACUGGAGAAUUCCAUUCUAUCACAAACUCGCCCUUAUUUCCGAUCAACUCUAUCAGGCAACUAAAACAAAUUGCAAAGGUCAAUACAUAAACGUAGACUCAAGCAAUGCCGCAUGUUUCCAGAAUCUCCAACUUGUGUCCGAGUGCGUUAGGAAUAUUUUUAAAGCGCAAAUAUUAGAACCAAACUGUUUUGAUGCUGCCACAAAAGAGGCUAAAGCAUUUGGAUGGGAUCCUAGUAAUCUCACACACCAUAAUCAAUUGAACCUCCUCUUUCCUAACGCUUUUCACCACACCCCAACCUGGUGUCGGCCCUACAACUACGUCUUCUCUUACAUCUGGGCUAACGAUGGAGAAGUUCAAACAGCUCUUCACGUUCGGAAGGGAAUCAAGAUGGAAUGGAACAGAUGCAAUCGGAGUUUAUCUUACACCUAUGAUGUCACAAGCACUGUACCAUAUCACAAGUAUCUUAUUAACAAAGACUAUAAAGUUUUGAUUUACAGUGGAGAUCAUGAUGCAGUUAUUCCAUAUUUGGGUACAAUGACAUGGAUAAAAUCUCUGAAUUUGUCGUUCAAACGAGACUGGUUACCAUGGUAUGUAGGUGGACAAGUAGGAGGAUAUACAUUGCAGUAUACACAGGGGAAUUAUAACCUGGUGUAUGCAACUGUGAAGGGAGGGGGACACACCGCACCUGAGUACAGGCCUGAAGAAAGUCUUGCUAUGAUAUCUAGGUGGCUUGCUGGUUUUCCUAUCUAAUUAUAACUAUGAAGCAAUACAUUUUGGAUGCG
Molecule: messenger RNA, 1795 nt
Organism: Arachis stenosperma
Lineage: Eukaryota; Viridiplantae; Streptophyta; Magnoliopsida; Fabales; Fabaceae
Product: serine carboxypeptidase-like 18
Exons: 14
Coding region: 195-1763 (522 amino acids)
Biological process (GO): secondary metabolic process; proteolysis
Molecular function (GO): serine-type carboxypeptidase activity; acyltransferase activity, transferring groups other than amino-acyl groups
Source: RefSeq, a predicted model, not a curated record